CAAUUAGUCCUUACAAUGUGUUGAAAUUAAUUGUACUGGCAUGGCUUAUUACAUUCCAGGUCCAAUAUGGAUUUUUCCAGCAUGAUCUUGGACACUUUUCAGUCUUUCAGAAGCCCAAGUGGAAUAGACUGUUUCAUUUCUUUGUGGUAGGAGUACUUAAGGGUGGGCCACCAAGUCAAUGGAACUUCAUGCAUAACCAGCAUCAUGCCAAACCCAACUGCUUCCGUAAAGACCCUGAUCUCAACAUGCACCCUUUCCUGUUCACCUUGGGGAAGCCACUUUCUGUGGAGCUUGGCAGAAAGAAGAAGAAAUACAUGCCUUACCAGUACCAACAUUCAUAUUUUUCCAUCUUAGCUCCGUUGACUUUCAUGCUUUUUGUCCAGGGGGCUAUAAUCCGUUACACAGUUCACAGGAAAAAGUGGAUGGAGCUGGCUUGCAUUGUGAUCUACAAUAUCCGUGUCUGUCUCAUGUAUGUUCCUUUAAUGGGAUUUAAGAGCUUCAUGGCGUUCUACUGGCUGUCCAGGUUCCUAGAAAGCAAUUGGUUUCUCUGGGUUUCACAGAUGAACCACAUUCCAAUGAACAUUGAUUAUGACAAGAAUCUAGACUGGGUCUCUGCCCAGCUUGUGGCAACAUGCAAUGUGGACCAAUCCCUGUUCAACGACUGGUAUACGGGGCACUUAAACUUCCAGAUUGAGCAUCACCUUUUCCCAACAAUGCCUCGACACAAUUACUGGAAAGUGGCUCCCCUGGUGAAAUCCCUCUGUGCCAAACACGGUGUUCAGUACCACUGCAAACCCUUGCUCACUGCCUUUGCAGAUAUACUGCGCUCUCUGAAGGAAUCAUCGGAACACUGGGAGGAUGCCUAUCUCCAUGGCUAAGAAGAGGCAGGGCCUCAGGAGGAAAUCUCCUCAUGCUGUCCGCUAACAUCACAGAGCAAACAGAUUUGGUGUGACAGGAUGGUCAACUAUGCAGUUAGGAAUAGGUCAAUCCAAAGGAUAGCAUAGGAUUUCCCCUUUUGCACAGACAUCUUGAUUUGCUAGUCUCUUGAGCUUCAUGCACAUGGAGGCCAGGAGGUGGGCUUCUCCUGAGACAGAGAAGGAAAUUUAGAACUGUAAAGCACAGCUUCUCAACUUGUCCCUUCCAGUUUAUUGGGGAAUAAAAGCAAAGCAGCUUUACUUCUGUUUUAAGGUCCUACUGUGUUCUGUACUGCAGGAUCAGUGAGUCUAGGAGCAGGAAAGAAAAACAGAAUGCAGAUUGCUUUGCUUUUGGUUGACUUCUGCCAAUAAAACCAGUUAAAAUAAAGCGGAGGCAGAAGCAAAAUGAGUAGGAGAAGCCUAAGCUAUUGCGCAGCUUCUUAGGUCUAGACUCACCGUGGAGUUUCUUGAUUUCAUGUGGCCUAUUUUUCAUUUUAAAACAUCACCAUGUGUAUUAGGUGUGUUGAGUUGUUAGCUUGUCCCCCUCAGAUGUUCACCUCAAGAAUUCCAUAGUGAUUUCAUAAUUAGAAUGUUUGCAUUAGGCUGUGGAGAACAAGGGUGUUCGUAUUUGUUGGCCAGGGAGGAAUGUCUGCCGUAGAACGGCCAGAUCUGAGUCCAGUAGCACCUUAGAGACCAAACAAGAUUUCAGGAGGGGGGAAUAUAACCUUUCAAGAGUCAAGGCUCCAUUUCCAGAUUUCUUUCUUUCUUUCUUUUUUUCAAAAACAUUUUAUUAUCGGGUUAUAACAACAUGUCCAACAUUAUAACAUUCCCUUAUUUCCAAUAUAGCCCUUUUCCCUUCUUCCCUUCUUCCCUCCCUCCCCCGCUCCAGACUUCCCGCAGCGAUCCCACCCCUACCAAAUUUCUUAUUGUUAUCUAAUCUUUCUACUAAACCACAGUUUAAUAAGUAACUAUUAUGUUAACUAUCUUUCUCUUAUAAUCUAUCUUAUAGGUAACAUUUCUUUAACUACCAUUAACUUCUGUUCAACUCUUUACUCAUUCCAUUCCUAAUAAUUAUUAAAGCAUAAUAAAUUGUUUCAA
This is a messenger RNA of Gekko japonicus, 2012 nucleotides long. Its product is annotated as fatty acid desaturase 1-like. The record is from RefSeq and is a predicted model, not a curated record. The transcript has 9 exons. NCBI's taxonomy places the organism in Eukaryota, Metazoa, Chordata, Lepidosauria, Squamata, Gekkonidae. Gene Ontology annotation, cellular component: membrane. Gene Ontology annotation, molecular function: oxidoreductase activity, acting on paired donors, with oxidation of a pair of donors resulting in the reduction of molecular oxygen to two molecules of water. Gene Ontology annotation, biological process: lipid metabolic process. The annotation marks the transcript as partial.